AUGGACGACUCAUAUGCGAUCGCCACACCGCAUAAUGAAGCCUAUAACGUGGCUUUCGCUGAGAUGAAUCCUCAUGGAGCACCAAGAAUAGGCGCCGCCGACGCUGCUAAUUUCCUUAAGAAAUCGAAUUUACCGAUGCCACAGCUCGGACAAAUUUGGGAGUUGAGUGACCCGCAAAAAACUGGAUCACUGGACAAGCGAGGAGCAUUCGUGGCGUUCAAGUUGGUAGCAGCUGCUCAGCAAGGAAAACCUGUUGCGAGCUCGUCACUGUACGAUUCAUCUCUCCAACCGCCUCGAUUCGCGCCGCCUGUGCCACCAGCAAACAUGCAACAUCAUUUCCAACCAAACUUUCCAUCACCUGGUCGUGCUCCACCAGUUCCCCCACCGCCACAUCCAUCUCACCCCCAUUCGAUACCGUCGCAACAAUCGUCACCGGCUCAUCCAUCAACGGGAUUGCCUCCACAUUGGCCAAUAACGCCUUCAGAUCAGGCAAAGUACGACUCUAUCUUCCAAUCCCUCAAUCCAGUGAAUGGAAAACUAUCCGGUGCACAUGUUCGUCCGGUUCUCAUGAACUCGGGCCUCGAUCCACAUGCCCUGGCUCGUAUCUGGGAACUUUCGGAUCAAGACAAGGAUGGAAGUCUGGAUAGAAUCGAAAUGUCUGUUGCCCUUCAUUUGGUAUAUCGAACACUUCAAUCGGAUCCGAUUCCUGCUCAACUACCACCAAACCUUAUACAUCCUUCAAAAGCGAUGUUCGCUCACAGAUCUCCGAACUUCGCUGCUCCUCCUCAUCCUCCACGUCCGAUGAUGGGAUCGAGAGCAGGUUCCGUUACAUCGCUGGAUGAUGUCAAUAUGAGUCAAUCGUAUUCCGCAACAAUGCCACGUACUCAACAAGUACCAGUUAAUCGUGCCUAUUCGGCUCAACCAAAUGGGGCUCGAACCAGUGGGGCAUCUACACCUAUCUCAACUUCACAUUCAGUGCAUUCAUUGUCCGGUGGAGAAUGGCCGAUAUACACUGCAGAUCAUGCUGAUCUAUUCGCUCAAACUGAUACCAAUAGAGAUGGAUUAGUUGAUGGUCAAGAUAUGAGAGGGCCUAUGAUGACAACUGGAUUGAGUCCAACGAUAUUAGCUCAUGUGUGGGCUUUGGCUGAUAUCAAGAAAUGUGGACAAUUAAAUUUGGAACAGUUUGCAUUGAUUAUGCACUUGAUGGAAAUGGCCAAGCGCGGAGAACCUUUGCCAUCCGAACUACCUCCACAUCUGCUUCCUCCGUCUUUCCGUCCUCCGACAGAAUCUGCCGCCCAUCAUCAACCAGUUCAAUCUGUAUCAACUCCUCAACUUCCAGAAGCGACGUCUAUGGAAAUCAAAGAAGCAUUAGAAGGUGAAAAUGAAGAAAUGAAGCAGUUAGCUGAAGCGAUUCAAUCGAUGGUUAUUGAGCGGAAAACUGCCGAGGAGGCUGUUGUUCAGCUGGAAGCGGAUAUGACAGUGAAGAACUCGAAAAUCAAGAACUUACAAGUUGAAUUAGCAACACUUGAGUCUACUGUUAAACAACUGGAAAGACAGAAAACAGAAGCAACGAGACGAUUAGCUGAUUAUGAUACACAAAUUGAACAGUUGGAAGGAGCAUGCAAAGCACAGAGAGAAAAGAAAGAAGAUACGGAAAAACGAUUGCAACAAAUUGAUGAAGAAGCUAAGAAUGCAGAAGAAUGCAAGGCGAAUGAUGAGAAGGAAACGGAGGAAUUGAAGAGAGAAAUCGAAAUGCUCGAUAACCAAUUCAAGACUGUUCGUGGGGAAGUUGUCAAAGAAACCACUAAACGCGAACAUAUGGUUGCCGAGUUGACGACUUUAGAGAGAAAAGAGGCUAGAGAUCAGAUACAAAUCGAGAAAUUGGAUGCAGCUACCGAAAAAACUACUCAACUAACUGAGCAAGUCUCUGCUGCAGUCGAGAAAUCUGAAGAAGAAAUGAUUUCUACGUUCCGAGGACAACCUCAUCUCUUGAAUACUGUCAUUGAUCAAACCUUAUUGUCAGAUGAUACGGUUUACGGAGAAACUGCUGGUGCAUCAUCUCAAAAUCAUAUUCAGCAACCACCUGAUCCAUUUGCGUCGGCUAGAACGAACCCAGCAGCUGAUCCGUUUGCUCAAGGAGAUCCAUUUGGAUCCUCUGGUCAUUUCGACGCAGCGUUUCCAACUGAUCCAUUCGCUCAGGGAGGAUUCCCUGCCGACGCCGGAUUCAAUUCAUCUGCUCCUGCUAAACCCGCCCCACCACGUCCAGCACCUCCGAAGUCUGCACGGGAGACACCUGUCAACGAUCCUUUUGCACCAUCUCAAGGCCAAGCAUCCCAACCAGCCGGAUUCGCAAACUUUGCUGAUUUCGGAUCAGCGUUCAAUUAA
Caenorhabditis briggsae is the source of this 2385-nucleotide messenger RNA. RefSeq names its product Protein CBR-EHS-1 (gene Cbr-ehs-1). Gene Ontology annotation, biological process: endosomal transport; endocytosis. Gene Ontology annotation, cellular component: plasma membrane; cytoplasm; clathrin coat of coated pit. Gene Ontology annotation, molecular function: cadherin binding; calcium ion binding. Bases 1 to 2385 code for a protein of 794 amino acids. Lineage: Eukaryota; Metazoa; Nematoda; Chromadorea; Rhabditida; Rhabditidae. The transcript is spliced from 7 exons. The record is from RefSeq and is a predicted model, not a curated record.